Messenger RNA from Gorilla gorilla gorilla (western lowland gorilla), 7980 nucleotides. It is a transcript of the gene NR4A3, whose product is annotated as nuclear receptor subfamily 4 group A member 3. Gene Ontology annotation, biological process: cellular response to corticotropin-releasing hormone stimulus; regulation of transcription by RNA polymerase II. Gene Ontology annotation, cellular component: transcription regulator complex; nucleus. The transcript has 7 exons. Lineage: Eukaryota; Metazoa; Chordata; Mammalia; Primates; Hominidae. The record is from RefSeq and is a predicted model, not a curated record. Gene Ontology annotation, molecular function: nuclear receptor activity; zinc ion binding; nuclear glucocorticoid receptor binding. Bases 2928 to 4808 code for a protein of 626 amino acids.
UGACGUGCCGAGAGAGAGAGCGAACGCGCAGCCGGGAGAGCGGAGUCUCCUGCUUCCCGCCCCCCACCCCUCCAGCUCCUGCUCCUCCUCCGCUCCCCAUACACAGACGCGCUCACACCCGCUCCCUCACUCGCACACACAGACACAAGCGCGCACACAGGCUCCGCACACACACUUCGCUCUCCCGCGCGCUCACACCCCUCUUGCCCUGAGCCCUUGCCGGUGCAGCGCGGCGCCGCAGCUGGACGCCCCUCCCGGGCUCACUUUGCAACGCUGACGGUGCCGGCAGUGGCCGUGGAGGUGGGAACAGCGGCGGCAUCCUCCCCCCUGGUCACAGCCCAAGCCAGGACGCCCGCGGAACCUCUCGGCUGUGCUCUCCCAUGAGUCGGGAUCGCAGCAUCCCCCACCAGCCGCUCACCGCCUCCGGGAGCCGCUGGGCUUGUACACCGCAGCCCUUCCGGGACAGCAGCUGUGACUCCCCCCCCAGUGCAGAUUUCGGGACAGCUCUCUAGAAACUCGCUCUAAAGACGGAACCGCCACAGCACUCAAAGCCCACUGCGGAAGAGGGCAGCCCGGUAAGCCCGGGCCCUGAGCCUGGACCCUUAGCGGUGCCAGGCAGCACUGCCGGCGCUUCGCCUCGCCGGACGUCCGCUCCUCCUACACUCUCAGCCUCCGCUGGAGAGACCCCCAGCCCCACCAUUCAGCGCGCAAGAUACCCUCCAGGUAGGUUCGAAGGCAAGACCCUUUUCUCCUCCCUGGCUGAGGGAAGUGGGUGGGGGAACCACACACUCGGCGGGCAGCGUGGUCGACCUGCCCAGUGCCAGGACAGUGACUGCUGGCCGCGAAUUUCACAACACAGGUGGCUUCCUCACAGGAAGCUCCUCUGUAUACCACACCCUGUUGCUACUGAGUGGAGCAGCCAAAUUAAAUUAAGCUUGCAUUGCUCAAAAUUAAUUUUCCUAAGAGAAAUACAAAUACACCAAUAGAUUAGGGUAUUUUAUAGAUUUUUAAUUUCAUUUUUGCUCUUCUUUUAUAGCCAGUGUGCACAUUUAAGAGUUAUGGAAUCACUUAGAGCAAUACUGAGCAUUUUCAUUUAUAUAAAACCCAAAUCAUUUGGGUGCAGAAGUUUGGAUGAUUGAAGCUCAGAGGGAAGGAGAAAAGCAUUUGAGCUGAAAACCGAAGAGUAAAUUUGAGUUUGGCAAAAGAACAGAUUGCACGUUUGGUUGGUACCACCUCUUUACAAAUUUGUUAAAGGAAUACUAGGUGCCAAGCCUGUGUGGGCACCAUAGAUAAUGCAGAUAAAUAGAAUACAAUCCCAGCAAGCUCAUCUUCUAGCUAGAAACCUCAGAAAGACACAAAUAAGAGCAGUAGAAAGGGAUUGGCCGGAAAGAAUGACAGAAAAGAGUAAUGGAGAAAUCCUAGAGGUGCUGAAGGGAGAAGGAGAAUAGAUCAAAGAUCAGGCAGUGUUCUUUCUUUUAAAUGAUUAGCCUUUCAUUUCAUCCCAACAACUGGACAGCAAGAUAAGUAACUGGACUUCAAACUAGUGAGUGUAUUUUUAAGGCCCUGCUUGUUAAAGAAAGGCUUGAACUGGCCUCUCCUCAUCACUGCUUCUUCCAACAGGCCCUCAUCACCUUUUUUCAAGUCAAGAUUUCAUCCCAUACAUGCAUGACUCAAUCAGAUUUGGAAAUGUGGGUAAGAGAAAGAUGUCAAAGGAAAUGUGAAGUAUUCACUUCUCUAUUAGUCACACCUUUUACACCAUAGACUCCAAAGAGGCGUUAAGCACCUGGUUUUCCUUUGGCUCAGAAAAACCAACCACCAGAAACCGCCGUUUUUUUUUACCAUUUAUAUUUAGCCAUAAAGAAAGAAAAAUAAUUAGAUAAAUCAUCCACUACAUCCAAUAAUUCUCAGAGCCUUCUCACUCAGUUCAGCCUCUCUGAACAAUAGUAAGCACCCUGGAUACCAGCCACUUUGGGGGCAACAUAGUCAAACUGGCAGAGAAAUCAAGUCUAUUGAGAAACUGCUUUUUUUCAUGGGUACUAAUUCUAGUGUCAUAAGGAAAUACCUAUACUAACUUGCCUAUUAUGAUAGUUAUAAACUGUUAUCACAAAACAGUCACUGAUAUGUUUUAUUAGUUAGAAUUGGGAUAUAUAUAUGUGUGUGUGUGUGUGUGUGUAUAUAUAUAUUAUGGGUGGGUGUUUUGUUGCAGCUGCUGAUCUUUUUCUUUGCAGAUGGUACAAACUCCCCCGAGUCAAUUUCCUGGGCCUGUGUCCCCACCUAGCUGACUGAAGUUAUCAACAGGGGUCCAGUUUGUGCAGGCUGCUAGCCCUAUUGGAGGAGUGGGGAGGAGGUGGGAGAAAGCAACCACAACGUGUGUGGGCAGCCUCAAUUGGCACUCAUAAAAUGUUAGAAUGUCAACUCUCUCCCUUGGCCACUAAAUCUCUCACAGGGUAGUUUUUCUUGCCUAACUCAGGUUUACAAAUCAAUGUGUAUGCCUUGGGGGACCAAUGGCCUGUUUCCUCCCAAAUAAACCACUGGCUUUCUCUUUGUCCCCCUAGGUUAUAGCUAAGGAGCCCACUCCAAUUAGUUUAUAGGAUUCAAAGCCUCUUUUUAAAAACAUCUCUGAGCUUAUGAGGAAAGACUUCAAGUUUCCCAAAUCUAGUGGAGGACAGGGCAAGGGAGGAAACAUAGGUACAGGAGUCCACAGGAGGCCAGGUUUUGGCACCCCUUUGUCAGGAAUUCAGCUUCCUUACUAGGGAUGAAGAAAGUAAGUGUGGGGCUUUGUGUCUAUGCUACCAGAAGGAGGAGAGGAUGACACUUCCUCUCUGUUUCCCAGAUUAGAGAACAGUGAACCCAAUGCUGCCUGUUGGCUACAAAACAAGUGUUAACUUGCUUCUGAGAGACCCUUUUCUCUGUCUGUCCCUGCAGAUAUGCCCUGCGUCCAAGCCCAAUAUAGCCCUUCGCCUCCAGGUUCCAGUUAUGCCGCGCAGACAUACAGCUCGGAAUACACCACGGAGAUCAUGAACCCCGACUACACCAAGCUGACCAUGGACCUUGGCAGCACUGAGAUCACGGCUACAGCCACCACGUCCCUGCCCAGCAUCAGUACCUUCGUGGAGGGCUACUCGAGCAACUACGAACUCAAGCCCUCCUGUGUGUACCAAAUGCAGCGGCCCUUGAUCAAAGUGGAGGAGGGGCGGGCGCCCAGCUACCAUCACCAUCACCACCACCACCACCACCACCACCAUCAUCACCAGCAGCAGCAUCAGCAGCCAUCCAUUCCUCCAGCCUCCAGCCCGGAGGACGAGGUGCUGCCCAGCACCUCCAUGUACUUCAAGCAGUCCCCACCGUCCACCCCCACCACGCCGGCCUUCCCCCCGCAGGCGGGGGCGUUAUGGGACGACGCACUGCCCUCGGCGCCCGGCUGCAUCGCGCCCGGCCCGCUGCUGGACCCGCCGAUGAAGGCGGUCCCCACGGUGGCCGGCGCGCGCUUCCCGCUCUUCCACUUCAAGCCCUCGCCGCCGCAUCCCCCCGCGCCCAGCCCGGCUGGCGGCCACCACCUCAGCUACGACCCGACGGCCGCUGCCGCGCUCAGCCUGCCGCUGGGAGCCGCAGCCGCCGCGGGCAGCCAGGCCGCCGCGCUUGAGGGCCACCCGUACGGGCUGCCGCUGGCCAAGAGGGCGGCCCCGCUGGCCUUCCCUCCUCUCGGCCUCACGCCCUCCCCUACCGCGUCCAGCCUGCUGGGCGAGAGUCACAGCCUGCCGUCGCCGCCCAACAGGAGCUCGUCGUCCGGCGAGGGCACGUGUGCCGUGUGUGGGGACAACGCCGCCUGCCAGCACUACGGCGUGCGAACCUGCGAGGGCUGCAAGGGCUUUUUCAAGAGAACAGUGCAGAAAAAUGCAAAAUAUGUUUGCCUGGCAAAUAAAAACUGCCCAGUAGACAAGAGACGUCGAAACCGAUGUCAGUACUGUCGAUUUCAGAAGUGUCUCAGUGUUGGAAUGGUAAAAGAAGUUGUCCGUACAGAUAGUCUGAAAGGGAGGAGAGGUCGUCUGCCUUCCAAACCAAAGAGCCCAUUACAACAGGAACCUUCUCAGCCCUCUCCACCUUCUCCUCCAAUCUGCAUGAUGAAUGCCCUAGUCCGAGCUUUAACAGACUCAACACCCAGAGAUCUUGAUUAUUCCAGAUACUGUCCCACUGACCAGGCUGCUGCAGGCACAGAUGCUGAGCAUGUGCAACAAUUCUACAACCUCCUGACAGCCUCCAUUGAUGUAUCCAGAAGCUGGGCAGAAAAGAUUCCGGGAUUUACUGAUCUCCCCAAAGAAGAUCAGACAUUACUUAUUGAAUCAGCCUUUUUGGAGCUGUUUGUCCUCAGACUUUCCAUCAGGUCAAACACUGCUGAAGAUAAGUUUGUGUUCUGCAAUGGACUUGUUCUGCAUCGACUUCAGUGCCUUCGUGGAUUUGGGGAGUGGCUCGACUCUAUUAAAGACUUUUCCUUAAAUUUGCAGAGCCUGAACCUUGAUAUCCAAGCCUUAGCCUGCCUGUCAGCACUGAGCAUGAUCACAGAAAGACAUGGGUUAAAAGAACCAAAGAGAGUCGAAGAGCUAUGCAACAAGAUCACAAGCAGUUUAAAAGACCACCAGAGUAAGGGACAGGCUCUGGAGCCCACCGAGUCCAAGGUCCUGGGUGCCCUGGUAGAACUGAGGAAGAUCUGCACCCUGGGCCUCCAGCGCAUCUUCUACCUGAAGCUGGAAGACUUGGUGUCUCCACCUUCCAUCAUCGACAAGCUCUUCCUGGACACCCUACCUUUCUAAUCAGGAGUAGUGGAGCAGUGAGCUGCCUCCUCUCCUAGCACCUGCUUGCUACGCAGCAAAGGGAUAGGUUUGGAAACCUAUCAUUUCCUGUCCUUCCUUAAGAGGAAAAUCAGCUCCUGUAGAAAGCAAAGACUUUCUUUUUUUUCUGGCUCUUUUCCUUACAACCUAAAGCCAGAAAACUUGCAGAGUAUUGUGUUGGGGUUGUGUUUUAUAUUUAGGCAUUGGGGGAUGGGGUGGGAGGGGGUUAUAGUUCAUGAGGGUUUUCUAAGAAAUUGCUAACAAAGCACUUUUGGACAAUGCUAUCCCAGCAGGAAAAAAAAAGGAUAAUAUAACUGUUUUAAAACUCUUUCUGGGGAAUCCAAUUAUAGUUGCUUUGUAUUUAAAAACAAGAACAGCCAAGGGUUGUUCGCCAGGGUAGGAUGUGUCUUAAAGAUUGGUCCCUUGAAAAUAUGCUUCCUGUAUCAAAGGUACGUAUGUGGUGCAAACAAGGCAGAAACUUCCUUUUAAUUUCCUUCUUCCUUUAUUUUAACAAAUGGUGAAAGAUGGAGAAUUACCUACAAAUCAGACAUGGCAAAACAAUAAUGGCUUUUGCUUCCAUAAACAAGUGCAAUUUUUUAAAGUGCUGUCUUACUAAGUCUUGUUUAUUAACUCUCCUUUAUUCUAUAUGGAAAUAAAAAGGAGGCAGUCAUGUUAGCAAAUGACACAUGUUAAUAUCCCUAGCAGAGGCUGUGUUCACCUUCCCUGUCAAUCCCUUCUGAGGUAUGGCCCAUCCAAGACUUUUAGGCCAUUCUUGAUGGAACCAGAUCCCUGCCCUGACUGUCCAGCUAUCCUGAAAGCGGAUCAGAUUAUAAACUGGAUUACAUGUAACUGUUUUGGUUGUGUUCUAUCAACCCCACCAGAGUUCCCUAAACUUCCUUCAGUUAUAGUAACUGACUGGUAUAUUCAUUCAGAAGCUCCAUAAGUCAGUUGAGUAUUUGAUCCCUAGAUAAGAACAUGCAAAUCAGCAGGAACUGGGUCAUACAGGGUAAUCACCAGGGACAAUAAGGAUUUUUAUAGAUAUAAUUUAAUUUUUGUUAUUGGUUAAGGAGACAAUUUUGGAGCGCAAGCAAGUCUUUUUAAAAAAUAGUAUGAAUGUGAAUACUAGAAAAGAUUUAAAAAAUAGUAUGAGUGUGAGUACUAGGAAGGAUUAGUGGGCUGCGUUUCAACAUUCCGUGUUCGUACUCCCUUUUGUAUGUUUCUACUGUUAAUGCCAUAUUACUAUGAGAUAAUUUGUUGCAUAGUGUCCUUAUUUGUAUAAACAUUUGUAUGCACGUUAUAUUGUAAUAGCUUUGCCUGUAUUUAUUGCAAGACCACCAGCUCCUGGAAGCUGAGUUACAGAGUAAUUAAAUGGGGUGUUCACAGUGACUUGGAUACACCAAUUAGAAAUUAAAUAAGCAAAUAUAUAUAUAUAUAUAUAUAAAUAUAGCAGGUUACAUAUAUAUAUAUUUAUAAUGUGUCUUUUUAUUAACCAUUUGUACAAUAAAUGUCACUUCCCAUGCCGUUAUUUUAUGGUUCAUUUGCAGUGACUUUUAAGGCAGUACUGUUUAGCACUUUGAUAUUAAAAUUUUGCUUAUGUUUUGCUAAAUUCGAAUAAUGUUUGAAGAUUUUUAGGUCUAAAAGUCUUUAUAUUAUAUACUCUGUAUCAAGUCAAAAUAUCUUUGGCCAUUUUGCUAAGAAACAAACUUUGAAUGUCAAACUGAUGUCACAGUAGUUUUUGUUAGCUUUAAAUCAUUUUUGCUUUAGUCUUUUUAAAGGAAAAUAACAAAACUAUGCUGUUUAUAUUGUCAUUAAAUUAUACAAUCAAACAAAUGCCAAAUGAAUUGCCUAAUUGCUGCAAAGUAUAACCCAGAUAGGAAAUCAUAUGUUUUUUUCCAAGAGUCAUUCUAAUAUUUGAUUAUGUGUUAUGUUUAUGUGUGCUUUUAUGAAAGAUUGUUAUUUUUAUAUAUCAAGAUGAUAGAACCUGGAAUGUUAGGAUUUUGAAAUGUUAGACUUGGAAGGGGCCUGGCCUGUCAACUAGUCCAACCCCUUAAAAUUCAUAGAGGAGCAAACUGGGGCCCAUUGAAGGGUGAAGAGUUACUCAAGGUCAAACAGCUAGUAACAGAAUCAAGACUAAGACCUAAUUUACCUUUCCAUACUCUUUUUUUUUCUCAACUUCAUCUAUAUAAAAUCAGGCUUUUAAACAUAACCACUAAUAUUUACCUGAAGAUAACCAUGAGUAAAGUAUACUUUUGCAUUAAUUUUUUGAGCUUAUAUGCAAACAUAAUAAAUAUUAUUAAAUAUCAGGAAAGCUAACAUUUCAUACAAGAUAACUUCAGACCAAAUUCAAAUUGAAUUUGAAUAAAUUAGAAAUACUGUGCAUACAUAACCUUCUUGUGCACCAUGAGUAUUUGGAACGUUAAUCCCUGUUUUUGUCGUGUCUAUAAAGGAAGAACAAAACAAAACAAAAACAAAGCCCUAGAGAAAUGCUGUUACUUUUUAUUUUUACACCCAUCAGAUUUAAGGAAAAGACUUUUUAGCCAUUAUAAUCUAGUGGUUGGAAGGAAUGAAGAAGCUUUUUUAGUAAUAGGUCCAGAUAUGAGUGCUAAAAAUAAAGACGAUAGCAUGUUCUUCUGUCUUCCAUAGUUAUUACAACUAUGAGAGCCUCCCAAGUCAUCUAUCAACUAAACUCCCUUUUUUUUGUCUUAAUGUUGCACAUAAGUUUAUACAGAGUGGAUGACCACACUAGCACAGAAGAGAACAACAUGUAUUAAAGCAGGUGAUUCCUCCCCUUGGCGGGAGAGCUCUCUCAGUGUGAACAUGCCUUCUGUGGGCGGAAAUCAGGAAGCCACCAGCUGUUAAUGGAGAGUGCCUUGCUUUUAUUUCAGACAGCAGAGUUUUCCAGAGUUUCUCUGCUCCUCUAACAGCAUUGCUCUUUAGUGUGUGUUAACCUGUGGUUUGAAAGAAAUGCUCUUGUACAUUAACAAUGUAAAUUUAAAUGAUUAAAUUACAUUUUAUCAAUGGCUACUGGUGUAUUGAAUAAGCCUGCUUCAUUUAACAGUUUUCUCUUAAUUAUUAUGUAAUAGUAUUUGCUGUGAACUCUUAAGCACAUCCCCAAAAUUGAUUUUUUAAAGGCUUAGUAAUGCUGAAAAAUUAA